Messenger RNA from Sphaeroforma arctica JP610, 267 nucleotides. RefSeq lists its product as hypothetical. The transcript is spliced from 3 exons. The annotation marks the transcript as partial. Lineage: Eukaryota; Ichthyosporea; Ichthyophonida. The record is from RefSeq and is a predicted model, not a curated record.
AUGUCCUCAACCACAGAUGCCAUUGUGAGCGCAAUCAUCUCCAACAACGCGGGGGAGCAACUACAUGCCUAUCAGCACGGUGAUGCUAAGGGAAGCGAUGCUACGGACGAGAAGGAGUAUCUGAAGGCCCUGAGUGUGUCGUUAAAUGAAUCGCAGACAGCGGUCAAUCAGCUGUUGAGUGAUAUGAUCGCUGCAGAGCCCAAGAAAGACCCGCCCGCCAAAAGGACAGUCGACAGCAAAAAGAGCGAUGCGAGGGGGAAGGAGAAG